Anguilla anguilla (European eel) is the source of this 2166-nucleotide messenger RNA. RefSeq names its product syncoilin-like. The coding region runs from base 598 to 1749 and encodes 383 amino acids. The record is from RefSeq and is a predicted model, not a curated record. Gene Ontology annotation, cellular component: intermediate filament. Lineage: Eukaryota; Metazoa; Chordata; Actinopteri; Anguilliformes; Anguillidae. The transcript has 6 exons.
GUGCCCCAGUUUGCAGGUGACCGGUGAGCACGGUCGGACUGAAUGGCACGGUCUUCUCACUACGCACCCUUUUUGUUCUCACACGUUCUUUCUGAAAACGGGUCCCACUCACGUGGCGUUGGACGGGCGCCAGAGUAAACAGAAUCAGAAUGGCCCAUGGCGGGACAGGACGUGAUGCCAGCAAGGUGAUCAUGCCGAAACACCUACUGCGGCACACAAACACAGCCCCCAACGGGGAUAAUCAUCACCCUUUCAUUUUAUUAUCGAUAUGUCCAUUUUUUUUUUAACAGUGAUGUUCACACGCUAUCUAAUAUGCCUGCUUCCUGUUAAUAAUCUAUGAUCACUAUCACUGCUGUUCAAAACCGGUGUCUUACUAUGCUGGAGACAGAAAGAGGCAAUACCCCCACAGUCCGUUAUCUUUGGACUAGUGAACUAUUGAUAAAAUACGAGCGGAUGGUCUUCCUGACAGCUGGCAACUGCUCUGUAUGCACACAAUUGCAGACAGGCUUAGCAACUUAAAUUAGAGCAGUUAGAUUAGACAGUAAAUUAGAUGAGCAAUGUGGAGCAGCGGUGCGAAGCAGUGGGCAGAGCAGCAGUAUGAAGCGGUGGCGGGCGAUGGAGGCCGGUGAGCCGCUGCGGGUGAAGGAGGAGGAAGAAGAGGCGAACCGCGCCUCGGAGUCGGACGCGAGCGGGAAAGGGGAGGGGCCUGACGACGGGUGGCCCCCGACGGAGGAGCGUGUGAGGGAGGUGCUGUCCCAGGUGGAGAGGCGCUCGAAGGAGGUGGUGUCCUACAUGGAGGGGUGCCUGGAAGAGGCGGGGCCCCGGUUCGAGGGGUGCAUCGGCGAGGUGAAGCUCCUGGAGCUGCAGCGGGACGCGCGGGUCGCACAGCUGCUGCUGCUGGAGCAGCCAAUGGCGCGGGCCACGCAGGCGCUGAGGGCGGAGCUUGGCAAGGCCCGUAAACUCCUCACGCGGGCGGAGCUGGAGAGGCAGAGCCUGCAGGAGCAGGUGUGGCAGGUGAAGAGGCGGCUCUUCCUGGUUGCCAGGGACUGCAUCCAGAGCCAGGUCACGCUGGCAACCCAGCAACACGAGGUGGCGCAAUUUGCAAUCACACAGGAGGAGCUGACAGUGCAGAUCCAGGAGCUGACGGAGGAGGCGUCUCAGCUGCGGGAGGAGCAGCAGGAUCAGCUGCGGGCGGUGCGGGAGCAGGCCCAGGCAGCGGGCCGACGGCGGCGACCCCGCAGCGACCUCACGCACUGCCGUCGCUUCUCCCUGGACCUCCAGCAGUACCUGCGGGGUGGGGUCCAGGCUCUGGAGCAGCACUACGAGCCCCGGCUCCUGGCCCUGCUCCGGAGGAGGCAGUGGGGGGAGGAGGCGCUGCGGAGGCAGAGGGAGGAGGCGAAGGACCUGAGGGUCCGCAUCGCGCCUCUGAGGGAGGAGGUCCAGGCCCUGGAGCUCCAGAGAGCCUGUAUGGAGGAGAGGGUCGCCCUCAUGGAACGGGAGAGGGAGGAGAAUGUGGCGCAGUACCGGGAAGCCCUGGAGGUACUGGAGCAGAGUCUACAUGACUUGAAGACGGAGGUUCAGGUGCAGAAGAAGACAAAUGAAGCAAUGGAGAACCUCAAGAACAGCCUGUCCAAGGAGCUGGACGUCCACAGGAAGUUUGGGGAAGUGUACGGAACGCCCCGGAUUCCCUCUCAGAUCCAAGAAUCUCCUGGCGAGAUGAGCUCUGAACUCCGAAAUCAAUUGCUUUAAUUAAUCGCGUCAGUGCCGAGCAACAAAGAAAACCAGCAAUGGGGCUGUGGCGCUCCUGGACCAGGAUUACAGACCUCUGCCUAUGACCCUGCCCUCACCACAAGCAUUAGCUGAUGUAAUUCUACUUACAAAGGUCUUGAUUGAAGACUGUGAUUAGUUAAUACUUGAAUCAGGAGUCAUGGUGCUGGGCUAAAAAAAAAAAGAAAAAUCUGCACCAUCCAAUCUGCACCGCCUUUUUGGAUGGCCAAUCAGUGAUUUACAUUAGUCACUUAAGUGCUGAAACACCAAGACCAACAGGCACUUGGGGGCUUCCAGGACUGAAGUUAAACUUGCUGAUACAGCACCCCCUCCAGGACUGGAGGUAAACCUGCAGGCACAGCAUCUCCCUCCAGGCCUGGAGUUAAACUUGCAAACACA